Messenger RNA from Catharus ustulatus (Swainson's thrush), 1356 nucleotides. RefSeq names its product feather keratin Cos1-2. The transcript has 3 exons. Gene Ontology annotation, molecular function: structural constituent of cytoskeleton. The record is from RefSeq and is a predicted model, not a curated record. The coding region runs from base 661 to 966 and encodes 101 amino acids. NCBI's taxonomy places the organism in Eukaryota, Metazoa, Chordata, Aves, Passeriformes, Turdidae. Gene Ontology annotation, cellular component: intermediate filament.
CAUGAAUGAAAGAACCCUCAAGGGAUGCACUGGAGAAUGGGAGGAUGUGGGAGAAAUCACGAAGAGACAGAAAAGUUAGAAAGGGAGAAGGAACUCUCACAUUCUUCCUCUAUGCCAGCAUGGGGUCCCUGCCAUGAGAAGACAGUACUCCAUAAACUUCACCAAUGUGAGUUCUUCACAUGGGCUACAGUUCUUCACAAGUCCUGCCUGCAAACCAUUCUAGCACGGGCCAGUCACUCUCACAGUCACAGGUCCUGACAGAAGCCUGAUCCAGCAUGAGCUUUCAUGGGGUCACCUGGAACACCUACCUCCCCUCUUCACUGAGAUUGCUGUCUGCAGACACUGACACAUUCCUGCCCUGGAAAUCCUGAGGCGUCUCAAUCUCAGCACUCGGAAGAAGCUUCCAUGAAGAAAUGUCUAUGACAUGAGCUAGGAAAUGAAAAGGUGGCAACGCGGAAAACAAGCGUCCAGCCCAUUCAUUAGCUGGGAUGUUUUCCAUACAUCAUGAGCACCUUUAGGAAAUUACCACUUUCAUAGAAGCCACCUCUGGGCCUGGGGCAACUCAGAGCAACCAUAAAAGCCAGCUCAACUUCAUGCUCUCUCAUCCACUUCUCCUGCCUCCUUCUCCUUGGGACCCAGGUGCAUCUCCAGCCCCAAGCCAUGUCCUGCUACAGCCCGUGCCGGCCCUGCCAGCCCUGUGGCCCCACCCCGCUGGCCAACAGCUGCAAUGAGCCCUGUGUCAGGCAGUGCCAGGACUCCACCGUGGCCAUCCAGCCCUCGCCUGUGGUGGUGACCCUGCCUGGCCCCAUCCUCAGCUCCUUCCCCCAGAACACCGUGGUGGGAUCCUCCACCUCUGCUGCUGUUGGCAACAUCCUCAGCUGUGACGGAGUGCCCAUCAACUCUGGGGGCUUUGACCUCUCCUGCAUCACCAACCGCUAUGGUGGCAGCAGAUGUCGUCCCUGCUAAAGCCACUGGUGCAGCCCUCAUGAGGACCCCCAGGAACCCAGAAGCUGAUGCUGGACUGAGGACAGAGCUCCUGGCCAUCAAAUUCAGAGGUGCUGAGCAACCAAUGCUGCCCUUCUGAAGGAGGGCAAGUGGAGCUCUCUGAAACCAUGGCCACUGUUUGCUUUCUCUGCAUUACUCUCUCUCUUGCUUCCAUACUUCUGGACUGUAAGACUUUCAGAGCCUCUCUGGGGGAUCUGCUAACCCCUGCCUACUGUGAGGCAGGCAGAUGGAUGCCCUGUUGGCUCUCCAGUGGCUCUCCAGUGUCUGUGCCAAAGCGGGCACAGACUUUCCGUGGUUACAUGUGGUCUCCCAGCACCACCAUCAGUAGCCUCCUCUAUAAGGGAACUAAUU